CUCACGGAUGCUAUGACUGUAGGAUCGUGCUAACUGACCCCUCUGGAGUUUUCACUUCUCCAUGCUUCCCCAGUGAUUAUCCCAACAGCCAAGCGUGCAAGUGGAUCAUCCGAGCACCUCAUGGAUUCAUCAUACAGCUAACGUUUAUUGAUUUUGACAUUGAAGAAGCUCCGGGCUGCAUUUAUGACUCGCUGAUUUUAGACAAUGGAGAAAGCCCAAUGAACCUUUGUGGCAUCACUGCCAAAGGAUUAUCCUAUAACUCCACCGGAAAUGAAAUGAUCGUGUCAUUUAAAAGCGACUUCAGUAUCCAAAAGAAAGGUUUUAAUGCCAGCUACGUACGAAUCGCCGUAUCUCUGAGGAAUCAGAAAGUCAUCAUUCCCCAGGUUCCCGACGUCGAUGCUGUGUCCGUGGCAGAGGGUGUCUCCAUGCCAGAGCUUAGCCAGUUCACCCUGUGCUUUGAAGCAACCAAGGGCAGCAGCGAUGACAACGACGACUGGAAGGUUUUCUCCUACACCGAUGCGUUGUCGACAGAAUUCUUCAGCUUCGGGAAGACAACAAAAGGCCAUUUUCUGUCCAUCUUGGGCACGCAGUGCAUCCUUGAGAAAGCAUUGCCUCGAAACGCAGAGUUUUUCACUGGAACCUUUCAACAGCUCUGCAUCGUAGGGGAUACCUUCUCGGGCAGUAUAGGUAUAUAUGCCAAAAGCAUCUAUCAUAUAGUGUACUGCCGGGAUAUCUUUAACAAAGUUAUCCCUGGGAAUGGGAGGCUGGUGCUGGGCUCUAACAGCAAUGAAGUGAGCUCUCUAAAUGGGGACAUUUACAACUUCCGCCUCUGGAAUUUCACCAUGAAUGCGCAAACGCUGGCCAACCUCAGCUGCGAUGUGAAAGGAAACAUUGUAGACUGGGAAAAUGAAUUCUGGAGUAUUCCAACUUCAGCACUGAAAGCAGAAAACAAUUUGAGUUGUGGCUCAUACCUAAUUCCCUCUUCUGCAAUUGAACCAACCAGUUGUGCAAACCUGGGAAGCCUUUGCCAAGCUACUGUAAAUGCUACUACUCCUACACCACCCACUGUCACCACUAACAUGCCCGAUACUAAUAGAAACGAUAAGCCAAACAAUGGUGGGCUGUUCUACAGGAUAUCUAUAACUGUCUUUAGUUCCAACUCCGAUUCAGUGUCGAAAGUACACGAUGUGGUUGCGGAAUGGCUAAACCGUACUUUCCAGAACUGGAAUUACACUGUGUAUGUGGUCAAUAUCAGCAUCCACCCUGGCUCCAUGAAAGAGGGAGUAAGAGAAAAAAGAAGUAUUAAAAGUUUUGGGGUUUUGGCUCUUCUGGUUUAUAAUUCUACCAACAACAUCAAUUUAGAAGAGGAAGACAUCCGACAGAAGCUCAUAAAUAAUAAUGGGACCAUGGAAGGAGGAUAUAAGCUUCAUACUGUGGAUGUUGAUCCAGUGGAAAAAUGUUUAGCUGAAGAAAACCCUCCGAACUACUUUUGGCCAGAUACCAGACCAACUGUGACCAACAUCACAUUAUGCCAUGGGAGCUCUGUUCAGACUGCAUCAAGAACAUGCUAUUUGGGUCUGCAGAAUUAUACAUCAUACUGGGGCCAGCCUGAUCUUAGAAAUUGCACAGAAAAUGCAGCUGAUAUAGCCAAUCAGCUUCUAAAUCUCACUGGUGAAGGGCAGCAGCUAACCUCAGACAAAGUAAAUGAUGUUGUUCAGAAGCUCAAAAAAAUUGUGAACGAUGAAGAAAUUGACCAAUCUCUGGGUUCUACCGUGGUGACAAUUUUUUCCAAUAUUCUGAACAGUUCAGACAGUGUGUUGGCAGCAUCAUCUUCAGAAGCUCUAAAAACUAUUGAUGCCUUGGCUUUAAAGAUCCAGUUCACUGGGCCCUCCAUGAGUAUUUCAACACGAAAUCUCGCACUUGGAGUGUCUUCUAUAAACUCAACUUCAUUCAAAGGUGGUUCUUUCAGUGUCAGUCCACAGAAUAAUGCAUCGGAUUUCCAGAUAGAUUUUGACAAAGAUCAGACAAACGCCUACGCUUCUGUUGUUCUGCCACCAAGUUUACUGAAGAAUUUAAGCCAAGAUGAGUUUGAAGUUAUAUCCAGGGCUCAGUUUACUUUCUUCAAUAAAAAUGGUCUUUUUCAGGAUGCAGAAAAUCCUGCCAAUUUGACUAGUUUUGUGGUGGCAUGCAGUAUUGGAAACAUAACCAUUCAGGAUCUUCAGGACUAUGUGACGGUUACAAUUAAACAUACCAAAAUUCAGGAAGAUCCUAAACCUACCUGUGUCUUCUGGGAUAUGAACAAAAAUGAUGGCAAUGGUGGCUGGAACCCUGAGGGGUGCGAAGUGGACCCAGAGUCCAAUGAAAAUGAGACCAUUUGCUUAUGCAACCACCUCACACACUUUGGGGUCCUAAUGGACCUUCAGAGAACCAGUACGCAAAUAGACCCACAGAAUACCAAGGCCCUCACCUUUAUCACUUACAUAGGCUGUGGGAUAUCUGCUAUAUUUUCAGCUGCAACUCUUCUGACAUAUAUUGCAUUUGAGAAGUUGCGAAGAGAUUAUCCAUCCAAAAUCCUGAUGAAUUUGAGCACAGCCCUGCUUUUUCUGAACUUAAUCUUCUUGCUUGAUGGUUGGAUUGCAUCGUUUGACAUAGACGGCCUCUGCACAGCCGUAGCUGCACUUCUGCACUUUUUUCUUCUGGCCACCUUCACAUGGAUGGGACUAGAAGCCGUUCACAUGUACAUUGCCCUAGUGAAAGUGUUCAACACCUAUAUACGGCGAUACAUACUGAAGUUCUGCAUCAUCGGCUGGGGUUUGCCAGCCCUGGUGAUUGCAAUCGUUUUAGCAAGUGCUAAUACAAAUGCAAGUCAUGUUUAUGGGAAACAGUUAUAUGGCAAAGAUGCCAACGGGCAAGGAGGAGAUGACUUCUGCUGGAUCAAGAAUGAAGUUGUCUUUUAUGUGACUUGCGCCGGCUACUUUGGAAUCAUGUUUCUGAUGAAUGUUGCCAUGUUUAUUGUGGUGAUGGUGCAGAUCUGUGGGAGGAAUGGGAAAAGAACUAAUCGGAGCCUGAAGGAAGAGAUCCUGAGGAACCUCCGCAGCGUGGUCAGCCUCACCUUCCUCCUGGGCAUGACGUGGGGCUUUGCCUUUUUUGCCUGGGGUCCCUUAAGUCUUGCUUUCCUGUACCUCUUCUCGAUUUUCAAUUCAUUGCAAGGUUUGUUUAUAUUUGUGUUCCAUUGUGCAAUGAAAGAAAACGUGCAGAAACAAUGGAGGAGACAUCUCUGUUGUGGCAGGUUCCGACUGGCAGACAAUUCAGAUUGGAGCAAAACAGCAACCAAUAUUAUAAAGAAGAGUUCUGAUAAUCUCGGGAAAUCCUUAUCCUCUAGUUCUAUCGGCUCAAAUUCAACCUACUUAACAUCCAAAUCAAAAUCUACAACGAAUACAUAUUGCAAACGAAACAGCCAUACAGAGAACGUUUUUCUUGACAAGCCAUCUUCAAAAUUUGCCCAAGAGGAUGGAGAACAGACAUCAAUCAUCCCUGUCCACCAGGUUAUUGACAAGGUCAAGGGAUACUGCAAUCCUCACUCCGACAACUUCUAUAAAAAUAUCAUCAUGUCUGACACGUUUAGUCACAGCACAAAGUUCUAACUGGGCUUCUGAUUUUUUUUUCUAUCAAAGGAAGAUAAAAGUCUGCCUGGAAUUGAGAAUACCACCUGUUUAGUUAUUUUUUUCCCAGUUUAUAAUGUUCUCCUGUUAACAGCUUCCA
Molecule: messenger RNA, 3762 nt
Organism: Tauraco erythrolophus (red-crested turaco)
Lineage: Eukaryota; Metazoa; Chordata; Aves; Musophagiformes; Musophagidae
Source: RefSeq, a predicted model, not a curated record